Messenger RNA from Suillus paluster, 440 nucleotides. RefSeq lists its product as uncharacterized. The transcript has 2 exons. The coding region runs from base 70 to 351 and encodes 93 amino acids. Lineage: Eukaryota; Fungi; Basidiomycota; Agaricomycetes; Boletales; Suillaceae. The record is from RefSeq and is a predicted model, not a curated record.
GCCUUCGUAUCUGAACCAUCAUGAUCUCCAAAACGCUGUCUCUUGCCGCCCGUGUCACUAUCCAAGGUCAUGUCCGAAGCAGAUGAGGUCUCCGUUAGCCUUGUUGCAUCCAGUGUCUGCUUGUCGACAGCCAUCCUUCUUCUAGCAUCCGCUGAAGCUGCUCGACGAAUCAUCAACGACGACGCCCAACGCGUAACAUCUCCCAAGAACGAUUUCACUGAAGCCAGUGGACCUUUUUCUGGCGACCACGUUGUGGAUAUCUCAACAACCAACUCGUUACUCGGCCUUCGAUAUACCACCUCAGCCGUCUUCGUCGUUUGGCGCUCCUACCAAAGGCCUAUCGACGAUUGAUUCCGACACCACCCCCACAGCCCGCGAUGAGGACUUAGUCAAGGACAUCUUCUCAGACGGUGUUUUAGGCAACACAAGCCUUGAGUUGC